AGCCAACCUCAGCUUGGUGUGUGCAUAUGCAUCUACGUGAUGCGGAUCAGUUUUGCAAUAAUAUCCCAUCGGAGGAGUAAAUGUCCAUGUGUUUCUUUAGGCGCAGGAUGAAGUGCGAAUAAUGUGAGCAGGGAUGGAAGAGUGAGUGAGGCACAUUGCGAAUAUUUCCACUUCCACCGUCCGUUUAUUGUUCUCUCGCGUUCUUGCGUAUUGCUCGUAGUGGAACUUGGCUAAUGCUCAGCGCUAGCUAACGCUUUUUACCUUGGACGAGGAUACCAGCUCCACCGGAGCCAGUCCGUUGAUACCCGGUUCAGAACUAGUUGAGCCUCUCGCCUGCAAGUUUGCCUGCGAACAAAUUUCCCUUCUUCUCAAGAGUCAAGAAGAACCCGAAUUCAUCUCACCAGCCGUCGUCGUUCCUGUCGUCUCGUCUCAUCUUAGAUACAAACUUUAGUUGCAUAUGCAGCCAGCAGACUUUUUUUCUAAUUGUAAAAAUGGUGUGUGUUAGAACUUAGAUUUUUCCAUUUCGGUGUUGGAAAGUUUCUAGAACUGGUUUCAUGAAGUUCAAUGUGAGACAUUUACUCUCUCAAGUUUCUUGCACGUUGCGUCACACUGCGAAAUUUGUUUGGAUUUAUCCUAUCCAGAAAAUUCACUGAAAGCGAGUCUUGACGAGAUAAUUUUUUAAAAGUCAUCUUAUUCUCAUCAGGGUUAUACUAUUAUUAGGAAGAUAUAUAAAUAUAUCCAUAAUUCUUACGCAUUUCAAACGACACCAGCACACCAGAAACUGUCAACAAUUCCACUGCAGUAAAAUAUAAGUAGUGUUUAUAUCAUUUUCCCAUUCACCCAGAUUUCCCUGCAACAACUGUAACUUACACACAAUCGUUCCUUCGUCCUGCUUCUCCGCCGACCUCAUACCUGGAAAAUUUAUGGUGAAAAUGAAAGUGUGCAGUUGACAGUUGAAAUUGAGCAGGAAUUGUAUGCAAUCUAACGUGCAAAAGAGAGAGAGAGUAUUAGCAGUAACAUUGAAGCUGUUGACGUGUUUUCUCCACGAAAAAGAGUAGUUUUAGUAGUACCAGCAGUCGUACGUAGUAUAUCGUCGUUCUGCCAUUUUUUACACACAUGAUCCUGCUGACUGAGUCUACCAGAAUCCUGACCUGUCAACAUGAAUCUCUCUGAGGAAGAAGAAAGGCUCGUGAUGAAUGAGACUCUGCUCUCAACCUCGUUUCCCAAUUUGACAGAGGGGCAUCAUAAUAAUAACAAUGGGACGGACGGGUACAACAAUGGCGAUGAUGAAGGGGCCCUGUACGAGGUGCCCGUCUCAAUCGUCGUCCUCCUCUCCCUCCUCUACGGGGCCAUCUCGGUGGCUGCCCUCAUCGGAAACAUCCUCGUCCUCUGGGUCGUCUCGGUGUCACGAAGGAUGCGAACUGUGACGAACAUGUUCAUUGCUAAUCUCGCGUUUGCUGACAUCAUCAUUGGACUUUUCGCCAUCCCGUUCCAAUUCCAGGCUGCUCUCCUUCAACGAUGGGACCUUCCCGACUUUAUGUGCGCUUUCUGCCCCUUUGUGCAAGUGCUGAGUGUGAACGUGAGCGUUUUCACGCUGAGUGCCAUUGCCGUGGACCGAUAUCGCGCCGUGUUGUAUCCCCUGAGCGCUCGAGCUUCCAAGAGAAAAGCUGGUUUCGCAAUUGUUGCUAUUUGGACCGUCGGCGUCGUGUUGGCCCUCCCGAUGGAAAUUGAUUUCAAGGUGGUUGCUAAAAUUGAGAAAGGGGUGGUGAAGCCCUUCUGCCAAAAUGUGGGGAUGUCGGACGACUUGCGGAGGUAUUACAUCUUAUGCCUCGUCAUCAUUCAGUACCUCCUCCCCCUCAUCAUCAUCACGGGGGCGUACAUCCGAAUGGCGGCUCAGCUCUGGGGGGCCACUGCUCCCGGGAACAAGGAAGAAUCUCGCGAUGCCGUCGUUUUGCGCAACAAGAAAAAGGUGAUCAAGAUGUUGGCCGUGGUGGUGCUUCUCUUCGCCCUGUGCUGGCUUCCCCUGCAGAUGUACAACUUCUUUGGGAGCUUCGUUGCUUCAAUUAACGAGUACCAAUACAUCAAUAUCAUCUGGUUCGGAUUCCAUUGGCUGGCUAUGUCCAAUUCCUGCUGCAACCCACUAAUUUAUGCGAUAUUCAACGACAAAUUCCAACGCGAAUUUAAGGCAAGACUCCACUGUUUCCAAAAGUGUCGCGGAAACCGGGCCGACUCCCCAUGCACUGAGAUGUCAGAUUUUGACCGCAGUCGGGUCCGGGCAUCCUACCGUUUCACCGAGGGAAGAAACCCCCGAGCUAUUCUGACUAGUAAUGCCAGCCACAGGGGACACCGAUCUCGACGCGGUCCCAACAAUGGAUCUGCAGUUUCAAUGGGAAGAAAUGGGGUCAAGUCGUCAUCGUCCGAAUGCCGAUCACAAUUACAAACACAACUAUUGGAACUGCCACCUCUAAGUCCACCACCACCACCACCGGCAGAGGCCAACAGUUCUCAAACGGUCGUCGUGGACAUACCGAAUUGCAAAGCAGAAUUUCAGAAUCAUGACGAAGAGGAAGUUGAUCUCAUUACAAACUUGACGACGCUUUAAAUAAAUUCUGAAAAAAGUAGAGUUUACUUUCUCAAUGGGUACCAAUCUUGUACUGUGGUUAUCACGAUGAUGAUAAUGAUGAUGAGUUUGACUAUAUUUUAUGACAAUUCUACAUAUGUACUCACUACUAUUGAUACAGACAUAUGUACACAUACUAUAGUAGUCGUAGUAGUAGCCGUAGUAUAGUAGCAGUAGUAGUAAUUUAUUUUUCAUUUACUUGUAUAGCUAUGUACUUAAGUAUUGUAUUCUAUAUUACAAUAGAAUUCUAAAUUUCUCUGAUCUGAACUGCUUUCUAGUCUGUUAAUUCUGUUUUAUCAAAUUAAUUAGUUACUAAAUAAAUGUGUAUCCAUGUUUGACUGUAAUUAGUGUAUAACGUACAUAUGUCAUACAACAUACUUACAUAUUAUGGAAUUACCCAUAUUAUUUGACAAAAAAUCUCAUCCUGACACUGCUCUGUAAAUACAUACGUGUUAAUAUAUGUGUUAAUAUAUGUAUGUGCGUAGCUUUUGAGAAUCCGAACAAAUUGUACAGCUCUUCUUCAUGUUCAAUCAUUCUUAUGAAAUUUGUUGUAAUUUAAGGAAUGUGUGAGGUUUCGUCUCUUCAAGAGAGAGAAAUGAGCUUCAAUUGGAAACAAUUACCUGGUCUGUUGACACUUUUACUUAUAUUUGUAUACACAUUUCGUCUCGUAGGUAGUUAUCGUAUUAUUGGGUGGUAUGAAUAAAAAGGUAAAUGUAAAUGUAGAUAAGGUAAAUGUCCCCAUCAUUCAAGCCAACAAAGUGAACAAAGCACAAGAAGAUUUCGUCAACGUAAAUUUACUUUUUUAUUAAUUCUACCAAAUACGUUAUCAAUCAAAGUAUUUAUAAGACAUUCCACAAAGCACAAUGAGGGGGGUUGUUGUUAAGAUAUUAAAAAUACAAAUUAUUCACACUCAAGAAUAAUGUAGUAAUCAGAUUUUAUGUAUCAAUUAUAUUUAUCAAUUAUAUUGAUUGGUUGAAACUUACUUAAAUGUUGUACGUACUAAUAAAACUUUAUUGGAAAAUGGUAAAAA
This is a messenger RNA of Folsomia candida, 3650 nucleotides long. Its product is annotated as RYamide receptor. The transcript has 9 exons. Gene Ontology annotation, biological process: G protein-coupled receptor signaling pathway. Gene Ontology annotation, molecular function: neuropeptide Y receptor activity. The coding region runs from base 1160 to 2602 and encodes 480 amino acids. The record is from RefSeq and is a predicted model, not a curated record. Lineage: Eukaryota; Metazoa; Arthropoda; Collembola; Entomobryomorpha; Isotomidae. Gene Ontology annotation, cellular component: membrane.